Molecule: messenger RNA, 2442 nt
Organism: Cornus florida
Lineage: Eukaryota; Viridiplantae; Streptophyta; Magnoliopsida; Cornales; Cornaceae
Product: cation/calcium exchanger 4-like
Exons: 1
Coding region: 207-2144 (645 amino acids)
Biological process (GO): transmembrane transport; monoatomic cation transport
Cellular component (GO): membrane
Molecular function (GO): monoatomic cation transmembrane transporter activity
Source: RefSeq, a predicted model, not a curated record
UUUACUUUAUCUGUCUAUGUAUAUGUGUUUGUUUGUGUGUGUGUAAACGCACUUGUUUGAUUUUGAGGGUAAUUCAUCAUCACUAUAACCUUUAAUUGUCCCUUAUUAGGUUUUCAAUUGCCACAAUUAAAAACUUUAUUCUGUUCCAUUAUAAAAAAUCAAACUUUAGAUCGAUUCCUUCUGAACUGGUUUACUUAGAGAAAAUUAUGCAAGACUUGAAUGGUUUAUACUAUCGAAGGCAGUCCCGAUUUCGCGGAGUUUUCAAUGGAAGUUGUGCCAUAGCGUUGUUUCUGUUCUUCUUCUUCCACGAAAAAGGUCAUUUUCUCACCAACUCACCUCCUGUUAAGUGGGGUCUGAGAGGUGUGUCAUAUGUUGGGAUUGAUGAUCAGGCUGAGGUUAUUGAUAGGCGAAUUGCUGAAGUUGGGGUGAAUGAUGGGUCAGUAGAGAAUAAUUUGACUGCAAAAAAUAUUGUGGCUUGCUCUGGAUUGUAUGAACACAAAGGUUAUCGGAGCCCAUGUGAGUUUUUGAGAGCCAAUCCUCAGUGCACGUCCGGAGGUGUUUUCGAUUACAUAGUUUUCUUUUAUUGUGAUUGCGAAGAACAUAGUUUGUUGGGCUAUGUAGUUCUCGUUGUUUGGUUAGCUGCUCUGUUUUAUUUACUGGGUAAUACUGCUGCGGAUUACUUUUGUUGUUGUCUUGAGAAGCUCUCAAAUCUGUUGAAGUUACCACCAACAGUUGCUGGUGUUACUCUGCUUCCUCUUGGAAAUGGAGCGCCUGAUGUGUUUGCCAGCAUUGCUGCUUUUGUGGGCAGCAACGCUGGUGAAGUUGGUCUUAAUAGCGUGUUGGGUGGAGCUGUGUUUGUUACUUGUAUUGUUGUAGGGACUAUUUCUAUGUGCGUGGCCGAACAAAGGGUUAAGAUAGAUAAAAAGUGCUUUUUAAGGGAUGUGUGUUUCUUUCUCUUUACUGUUGUGUCCCUAUUUAUUAUUCUGAUUGUUGGUAAGGUGAGCAUUGGGUGCGGGAUUGCAUUUGUUUCAAUCUAUGCGGUUUAUGUCUUCUCUGUUGUUGCAAGUGAAAUUUUGAAAAAACGCGGCUGGAGGUUAAGGUUGGGUUUGGUUAUGCCAUUGCUACCUGUUUCAAGAUGUAUGUUUUCUAAUGAAAAUGAAGAGGAUGAAUCCAUGAGUGCAUCACUUAUUGAGUCUGAUUCUGAGAAUGAUGUGCCGCUUCUCCAAACUAAGGUGCCCCAUUGGAUGUGGACUUCCCAUGUGGCAAUUUAUUCAAAUGAGGGUGUGAAGGAUAGAAUAGAAGAGAGCCCAAAGCCUUUAUGGGGUUGGAAUGAAGCGGAGAUGGCGAAUCAUGGCUCCACUUGUUCCAAGUUAUGUGCAUUGCUGGAAAUGCCCCUGGUGCUUCCGAGACGGUUGACCAUUCCUAUAGUUGAGGAGGAGCGGUGGUCGAAGGGGUAUGCUGUGGCCAGUGCUUCAUUCGCACCCAUGCUUCUGGCAUUACUCUGGAACACCAAAGAUAAUGUGGGUUCUCUGGGUGGAGAAAUUGCAUAUCUUAUUGGUGCUGCAGUUGGUGGUGUUCUUGGCAUUCUUGCAUUUAUAUACACCAGUGCUGAUCAUCCACCCCGCAAGUUCUUAUUUCCAUGGGUUUUUGGGGGUUUUUUUAUGAGUAUUAUUUGGUUCUACAUUGUUGCAAAUGAGCUUGUUGCUCUACUGGUCGCAUUAGGAGUGAUAUUUGGAAUCAAGCCAUCAGUUCUCGGAUCAACUGUAUUGGCAUGGGGCAACUCAAUGGGUGAUUUAAUGUCAAAUGUGGCUCUGGCAAUGAAUGGUGGAGAUGGUGUGCAGAUUUCCAUGUCAGGAUGCUAUGCAGGGCCUAUGUUUAACACACUUGCUGGUUUGGGGAUCUCAAUGCUGAUUGGGGCCUGGUCAAAUAGACCAAUGUCAUAUGUACUUCCAUGGGAUAGUAGCUUGUAUUUUACAAUGGGGUUUCUCAUGUUAGGGCUUGUUUGGGCACUAAUUGUGCUGCCACUAAAUGAUAUGCGCCCUAGCAAGCUGUUGGGAAUGGGCCUUAUAACCAUCUAUUUGGUAUAUCUCUCAUUCAGGUUGAGUGCUGCUAUUGGUGUUGUGUCAUUCGAAGGUUCGAUUUAACCCUUCUAUUGGUCACUAUCACAAAGAACUGAGUGAUCAUUGAUGAUUUCUGAAUUUGGGAAAGUAGUCUGUUCAACACGGUCAGUUCAUCCUUUUCCCUUUAUUUUGUAGUAGUAGUAUAGUUACUCUUGCUAGGCUUGUUGACCCUGACUUGGAGGCAAUGACAGUUCAUGAGUUGUCUCAGCAAUAUGUACAUAUUAUAGAAGCAUUAUAUAUCGUUGUUUAUACCUUACAAAUUUCACAUUUUAAAAGAAAUUUGUUUGGGUUUAAUUUUAUGAACUCUUAUAUUUUGUGUGUG